Molecule: messenger RNA, 2223 nt
Organism: Capsicum annuum
Lineage: Eukaryota; Viridiplantae; Streptophyta; Magnoliopsida; Solanales; Solanaceae
Product: heterogeneous nuclear ribonucleoprotein 1
Exons: 5
Coding region: 361-1776 (471 amino acids)
Molecular function (GO): RNA binding
Source: RefSeq, a predicted model, not a curated record
UUCCAAAUUUAUCAGAUCAAAUCACACCAAAAUUUUCUUUUGUUUACCUUUCUUCCUCACUACACCACAUAUUCUUUCUUCUUACCAAAUUAAAAACAAUAAUUAAAAAUUAAAAAUAUAUAUAUAUAUAUAUUUUAUAUAUAAAAUUAAAGGCUUAGACACAAUCUUUUUGUUAGCUGAACAUAUAUUGUGUAUUGAAAAUUGAUUGGAAAAAGAUUGGAAAGAGAAGAGAAAAGAGUGGGUUGGGGGGCAAAAUAUAGAGAAGGAAGAAGAACGCCCCUUCGUUCUACUAUUGCCCCCUCCGUUAGAUCUUACUGUUUUCUCAUCUGGGUCGCAUCUUUCUUGAUUUGAUUUGGGAAAAUGCAAUCUGAUCUUGGAAAGUUAUUCGUUGGUGGAAUAUCAUGGGACACUAAUGAAGAGCGGUUGAAGGAGUAUUUUAGUACCUAUGGGGAGGUUUUAGAGGCUGUAAUUAUGAAGGAUAGGACUACUGGACGUGCCCGUGGUUUUGGUUUUAUUGUUUUUGCUGAUCCUGCUGUUGCUGAUAGGGUUAUCAAGGAAAAACACAAUAUUGAUGGCAGGAUGGUUGAAGCAAAGAAGGCUGUUCCAAGGGAUGACCAGAGCACAAUAAGUAGAAGCAGUACUAGCAUUCAGGGUUCACCUGGUCCAGGACGUACAAGAAAAAUUUUUGUUGGAGGUUUAGCAUCCACGGUAACUGAGACUGACUUUAAGCAGUACUUUGAGCAAUUCGGAACAAUCACCGAUGUAGUAGUUAUGUAUGACCACAACACUCAGAGACCAAGAGGCUUUGGGUUCAUAACUUAUGAUUCAGAGGAUGCAGUGGAUAAAGUAUUGCUUAAGACCUUCCAUGAGCUGAAUGGUAAAAUGGUCGAGGUCAAACGUGCAGUCCCCAAAGAGUUAUCACCAGGUCCAAGACUCGGUGGGUUUAACCAUCCACUAAAUAGGAUCAAUAACUUCCUUAAUGGAUACACACAAGGAUACUCUCCGAAUACAGUUGCAGGAUAUGGAGUCAGGAUGGAUGGUAGAUUUAGCCCCAUUACUGGAGGUAGGAGUGGUUUUGCUCCAUUUGGUUCUGGUUAUGGAAUGGGGCUUAACUUUGAACCAGGGUUAAGCCCAGGAUAUGGGGGAAGUGCAACCUUUAACAGCAACUUGAGCUACGGACGGGGACUGGGCCCUUAUUAUGUUAAUAGUUCAAAUAGAUUUGGUGGUCCUAUUGGGUUUGAUGGAGGAAAUGGAGGAAAUAGUUCAUUCUUCAGCUCAGCAACUCGGAAUUUGUGGGGAAGUGGGGGUUUGGGUUAUGGAACAAACUCCACAAGCUCUAGCAACUUUGCGGUAUCUGGAAGUGGGAGUACCGGGGCAGGAAACUUUAGCAACACUGGAGUUUGGGGUUCAUCUUCAAUUUCCUCCCAAGGUAGAGGAAAUGUUUCUAACCAAAGUAAUCUUGGUUAUGGGGGUGAUGAUAGUUUAUAUGGGUUGACUGGAGGCUAUGGAAGAAAUGUUACAACAAGCGGGGCUCCUACUUUAUCAUAUCCUGCAUCUAAUGGCAGCUAUGAUGGAGCUCUUGCUGAUUUUUACAGUGGUGGUCUGGGAUAUGGUGAUUCUACUUGGCGCUCUGCAAAUUCUGAGCAAGAUGAAUCUGGCUCAAUUGGUUAUGGACUUGGCACUGCACCCUCAGACAUGCCACCUAAAAGUUCUACUAGUUAUGUUGGCAGUUAUGGUGUUGGUAAAAGACAGACAUACAGCGGGCUCGGUGGCUAGGAGAAUACUGGGCAAACAAGGGUGUUACAUUAGGGCUAACCGGAGUUGCCUGUUUUGAAGGUCUAGAGAUAGAAGUUUACAAGAUUUUGUGCUAAAGGGUUUUUGUUUUGAGUUAAUUCUCCCCUUCUUUUUUUUUCCGUUUCCCUUGAGUGAGGUGUAAAAUCAGAUUGCGGCAUAUAGUCAGAAAUGUAUCGUGCAUCUGUGGUGAGGCACUGAUACAUACACAAACAAAUAGACAGAAAGUUUUGCGUAAAAUUUUUAGAGUUAAUGUUUUUGGCUGUAACGUUGCUGCGAAGUUGCAGAUUCUUGUCUGGUGAUGUGUUUGCUCUGUAGUUUUCUCUUAAGUGGGAUUUUCCUUUCGCAUUUUGGAUGUAAGGGAGGUUGUUGAUUUAGUGUGAUACAUUUUAGGAUACCCAUCUAGGGUUCCCUAAUGAAUAAUUUACUGCA